CCCUUUGUUAGGGGGUGUAAGUGGGAGGAGGUUUGAUGUUACAGUGCUGAAGGGGCUGUUUUGUGUCCCUUUGAGAGGUCUGGGCCUCUCUGAACAAAGCUGUACGACGUAGUGACCGCUGCUGCGACAGGGAAUAACUGCUCUUCAAUGCGCACAAUCGAUCGGCAUAUCUCCGUGACAAUUGCUGCUGCUGUUGCAUCAUCUGCAUCAUAACCCAGUUGCAGGAUUAAGCUUAAGGUGGCUCUUGCCUCUCUCUCUAUCUGUCUCUCUUUUCUCCCUCUUUCUCUCCUCCUCUGAUCCUUCAUUAGCAGGAAUUUAUACACAUACGUAGACUGUCAUUGCUUUAGAGAGAAUGCCAGAUCAGUCGUCUCGUUCCUUCCAGUUUCGCUGUUUUGAGUGCUCUAGAGCGUCCACCCACAGCAUGGACAUGUCUUGCUGAAUUAGUUGCUGUCAACCUGCUGGUCGCGGCGUAGACUUAUAAGCACUGGCUGGCGCGGCUUUUGCAGCUGGAGACGGGAUUGUUUGCGCCGGAGGUCCAGCAUCUAACUUCAUUUGUCUAGAUGGUGCUAGUUGUGACCCAGUGGAAGGAUUUUAGCCUCACCUCGGAAGCUGAGGGAUUCUUUUUUCUUUUUUCCACGCUUUAGUUCGUAUUGGAAGAUAUCACUACUUGUUCUCGUUCAAGUCUGCUUCAUCUAAGCCGCAGACGUUCCUGGUUUCACACAAUCUGUAUCCUUCGUUUUCGAGGAUCUGUGCUUCACAAAUUGCCAUUUUAGGCGCAUGAUGCUCGUUGUUACGUAACCUGCAGCGGAGUUUACGCUUGUGCAGAUUCUUGGAGUCGUGACCCAAUUCAGAGACCUUGCACAACUUCAAGGAAUUUGAGAAGAUCUUCGGGUUCCCAGAUUUCGUGGUCGCAGCGGAAGCAUCAGCCUAGCUGUCGAUGCUAAUCGAUUAGACAGUAUUCUGCGUGGAAGGCGAUCCAACAAUGAGGCUUCAGAGAUCGUGAGGUUGUGAAGCCUCCGUAAUCCGUUGCUCGUACAUUCGGUGCAUCUGUCCAUUGACUGAAUUUGGAAGCCCAUUCUCAGCUUGACCUCCCAGGCGCUUUCCAGUGAUCUACUGUCGAUACCCCACAUGAAUGAGAAAGGCUUUCCGCUUGUAAAUGCGACAUCCGCAGUUUCAUUGAUUUGGGAACAGAAUCAGAUUUCUGUUCUUUUCUAGGCUCUGUCGCCACUGGUCGAGCACGUCGACAGAUCGUCAAGAUGAUUACGGGUCAUGACAUGUAUAAUGUCUUGAGCGCCAUGGUGCCGCUGUACGUGGCGAUGAUGUUGGCCUACGCGUCUGUGAAAUGGUGGGGAAUUCUAACGCCGCAACAAUGUGACGGAAUCAACAGAUUCGUGUCGAUUUUCGCCGUCCCACUGCUCUCUUUCCAGUUCGUCUCGGGCAACAACCCUUACGAGAUGAAUUUCAGAUUCAUUGCAGCGGACGCCGUGUCCAAGGUGUUCGUUCUCUCGUGCUUAGGUCUUUGGGUCCGGUUCUCAAAGCGGGGAAGUCUGGAGUGGGUGAUUACAUUGUUUAUGCUGACGACGAUUCCAAACACCCUGGUGAUCGGAACGCCUCUGUUGGCCGCCAUGUAUGGGUCUAAGCCUGGCCAACUCACAGUCCAAGCCGUUGUCCUGCAAUGCAUAAUUUGGUAUACUCUCUUGCUUGUGAUGUACGAGUACCGGGCUGCCCGAAUUCUCAUCAUGCACCGAUUCCCAGAGAAUGCUGCAUCCAUCGUCUCCUUCAAGGUGGAAUCAGAUGUGAUGUCCCUGGAUGGCCCGGACCCUGUGCUCACGGAAGCUGAAUUUAGGAACGAUGGGAAGCUCCACGUGAGGGUGAGGAGAUCUGUGUCAUCCAGGUCGCAAGGUGUGCACUCCGCCAACCACUCCAUACCCUCGUCGAAAGCGCUCACGCCGCGCGCUUCCAACCUCAGCAACGCAGAAAUAUACUCCAUGAAUUCGUCCGUGAAUUUGACUCCGAGAGGUUCGAGCUUUGAUCGAGGGGAGGACUGCUCUACCAUGGCUCACAGGGAUCCAAACCGUAAGUCAAACUUCGAUACCUCUGAUAUCUACUCUCUGCAAUCAUCCCGCGGCCCCACUCCGCGCAAUUCUAACUUCAAUGAGGAAAAUUCUAAGGAGGUGCAUAAUCACCGGGGCGCCCUUAACGUGAACAUUCCUCGGUUCGCUCCUCCUUUGUAUCGCAACGGCUCCGGAGGUCGAUUGUUCAUGGCCCGAAGCGACCUCGGUGGAGUUGGAGCCCUGAGUUUCGAACCUGCAGCCCAUAGCAUGGGUCCCGAUGGUCGCACCAUUUAUCCAGGAAUCACUGUUGUCACUAAUUCCGUGGCUGCAGUUCCUGCUUCUGGUGUCAGCACCCAUAUUAUCAACCCAGUGUUUUCUCCGCUUGUCUCUCAAGUGGCAAAGAAGGUGAAUGAUCCAAGAGCUUCGAUACCCAAGACAGACGAAGAAGCGAAGGAGCUUCACAUGUUUGUAAGCAGCGCAAAUCCAACGUCCGUCUCGGAAGGCGAGUUGCACGUCUUCGGAGGAAGCGAUAUCUCCAUUAACCUCCAGCAAAGUGUUAACCCUAAAGAACUGCAUGUGCAUGUGCAUCCUCAGUCGGAGCAUCACCUCCCCGGUGCAGCAAACCAUAAAACACAAGACGAGCAUGCUCGGCAAGGCUUUAGCUUCGGAAACAGGAGGGAUUUGAAAGUGGAGGAUGUUGACAAUAACGGGUCAAAGCUGGACAAGAAAUUUCGAUCAAUAUUGACUGCAGAACUGGCACCGAAGCAUCCAAUGGACGAAGGGAAGACGAGCAUGCCGCCUUCCUCAGUGAUGAUUAAGCUGAUAUGUGUCAUGACCUUCAGAAAACUCACUCGCAAUCCGAACACUUACUCCAGUUUACUCGGAGUGGUGUGGUCAUUAAUCUCAUUCAAGUGCCAUUUGGACAUGCCUCUGAUCCUAUACAAGUCCUAUCACAUAAUCUCAGAUGCAGGAAUUGGGAUGGCCAUGUUCAGUCUUGGCUUGUUCAUGGGAAUGGGAGACCGCAUUAUAGCGUGCGGGACCAAGCAUGCACUAUUCGCAAUGCUUCUACGGUUCCUAGUCGGCCCUGCGGUGUUUGCUGCGGCAUCAUAUCUAGUGGGCCUUCGAGGAGUGAGCCUCAACGUUUCCACAGUGCAGGCUGCAUUACCACAAGGCAUUGUACCAUUUGUGUUCGCAAAGGAAUACAAUGUGCAUCCAGAGAUCCUCAGCACUGCGGUGAUCUUUGGAAUGAUUGUAACACUACCAACUGCACUUUUGUACUACAUCCUACUGGGCCUCUGACUGGUUGGCAAGGUUGAGUUUUACUUGAGCAGUCCCUUAAUCCUAUUCGAAUUCAGUGCUCAUGUACAUAAUUUAUGUACAUUUUUCACUCAAUGGUGUUGAACUCCCCAGUUCCAGUACUUGAGAUUUCUUCACCACUCCAUGUUGAUCAAUCAAUAACUGGGCAAUUAGAAUAUGCAAACCAUGCAGAAACUAGAGGAAACAUUAUUGCUCAAUUUAGAGUGAGUGAUCCUUCAAAACCAUCAAAAACAAAGGAGUUGUGCUGCUGCAGAGAUCCAUACAUAUAUAGAGAGAUAUAUUCGGAGGGUGAGCUGGGCUGGGACUCUGUAUAGAUGAUCCCUCUCUGUAGAUGGAGAUUAGUACCCUAUGUUGGAACAAAAGAUGAAACAGUUCUAGACAAAUAUGUCUAAUUGUUUGCUUGUUUGUUUAAUUGUUUGCGGUACAAAUAUUCAUACAUU
Physcomitrium patens is the source of this 3811-nucleotide messenger RNA. NCBI's taxonomy places the organism in Eukaryota, Viridiplantae, Streptophyta, Bryopsida, Funariales, Funariaceae. The record is from RefSeq and is a predicted model, not a curated record.